Lactuca saligna is the source of this 3222-nucleotide messenger RNA. Lineage: Eukaryota; Viridiplantae; Streptophyta; Magnoliopsida; Asterales; Asteraceae. The record is from the annotation of a GenBank genome assembly.
AAUGUCCUAAAAAAGAUCCCGCUCGUAGCCCUAGUUCUCAGUUCUUCGUUACUCACUCGAGGAAAGUACACCACAGCUACAUCGUCAUUCGGCUCAUCUAUUUCAAAACCCUAGAAGAUGUCAGGCGGGUUCUUCCGGGGUACUACGGCCGAUCAAGACACUCGUUUCUCAAACAAGCAUGCUAAGCUUCUUAAAUCGCAGAAGUUUCCACCUGAAUUGGAAAAUCUGGUGGACAUGACAAAAGUUAAGAUGGAUGUGAUGCGCCCAUGGAUAGCUCACAGGGUGACUGAACUUCUUGGGUUUGAAGAUGAAGUUCUGAUCAACUUUAUUUAUGGACUUUUAGAGGAGAAGGUAGUUAAUGGGAAAGAGAUUCAAAUUUCACUUACUGGAUUUAUGGAGAAAAAUACAGGGAAAUUUAUGAAGGAGCUUUGGACACAUCUUCUGAGUGCCCAGAAUAAUGCCAGUGGUGUCCCUCAACAGUUCUUGGAUGCCAAGGAGGAAGAAACUCGAAAGAAGCAGGAGGAUACAGAGCGUAUAAUGAGAGAAUUGAAGAGAACAAAAGAGAAAGAAGGGCAUGAGCGGGAGGCUGAACAAGAAAGAGUGAAGAUGGACAGAGAGGUUGCUGCUGCUGCUACGUUGGAGCCCCACUCAAGGAGUCGCACUAAAGAUUCUAGCAAAUGGUCAACUGUAGAUGACAAAGGGACUGAUGAUAGGAAUAAUGGCUCAAAAGCAACACCCAGGAUCACCCGCUCUCCACAUUCACCUCAUCGUUCUCUCUCACCACCUCGAGGUACACGUUCAAGAUCAGUUAGCAAGUCAUUCUCCAAUUCCAGAAGUCAUUCAAUGUCCAGAAGCUUGUCAGCAUCUCCUAAACCUCCAAGGCGUUCGGUUUCUUCUGAAAGGAGGCGUCGAGUUGACUCACGUCUGCAUUCCCCAUCCCCUCCACCACGUCCACGUGGACGCUCGCCUUCACCUGCAAGGCGAAGGCUGCGAUCCCCUGUGAGACGCAGAUCUCGGUCUCCCAUGUGGCGUAGAUCACGUUCACCUAUAAGGCGUAGGUCCCGCACACCCAUCCGGCGAAGGUCCCGCUCUCCGAUCAGGCGCAGGUCACGUUCUCCGAUCAGGCGGAGGUCACGUUCUCCGGUGAGGCGAAGGUCGCGUUCUCCGCUCCGGCGAAGGUCUCCGUCUCCGUUUCAACGCAGGCCGAGAUCUCCUUUCCGUCACGGGUCACAAUCCUCUGCUUCUCCUCCGCCGCGCCAGGUGUCAGUGUCUCCUUCACCGGUUCGGCGGAGGUCCCCGUCUCCUCCUGUAAGGCGGCGAUACCAGAGAGCACCGUCAAUUCCACGUCAUCGGUCUCCUUCGCCAGUUAGGCGUAGGCCAGCUUUUUCCACCCGUCAAAGAUCCCCACCAAGUCCUCGAAGUAUGUCUUCUUCCCCAUCAAGGCAAACUUCUCUUUCCCCUAGACGUGCUACUCCCAUGAAAAGUUUCAGGGGAUCACCAAGGCGCCAACAACAGAGAUCACCUCUACAAUCUCCUAGAGAUGGACACAGAGGUGCUCAGAGAAGUGUUGUUGAUCGUCAAGCUCCACGAAAAGAGACUGCUCCACCUCCUGUUUCAGGAAGGUCUUUGGAAAGAGAUCCAAAGGGCAGGAGAGCUUCUCAUAAUGGAGGGCCAGCUUUAUCUUCUCCACAACAUAGCUCUCCUAUGGGUUCUGUAUCUCCCCCUCCUGCUGCCAGAAGUCCUAGUGUCGAGAGGAGUCCUAUACUUCCAAGGAGACAGAGAGAAACUAUGGAUACCAAGGACCGUAUGGAUAAUGUUGAGGUUGAAGAAAGGACCUUUUCCAGAGUGAAGGAAGAGAAAAAUGCCAAGAACAAAAUUUCUCCUGAAAAGUUAACUAGUCAUCACCGAAAGAGCAAGAAGGAUGAUGUAAGGAGGAUAUACCCCGAUGAAGUUACAGAGGAUCCCCCGCGAAGCCGUAAGGACAUUUUAGCAACUGAAAAAGGGUAUAAAGCUGGUGAUGAUAAUAAGGAAGCAGCAGCAAAGUUGCAAAAAAGUGGGUCAUUGGAUUCUGGUGGUUCGGAUGAAAGUGAUGGUGGAAAGAGAAAACGCAAAAGGUCAAAAAAGAAAGACGCGACAUCAGAUGAUGAUGAUGAUGAUUAUAGUCAUCAUAGUCAUGAUGACUCUCACACAGAAGACAAAAAGGAAGCUAAAAAACGACGCAAAGAGGAGAAACGAUUGAAAAAAGAGGAAAGGCGCAAACGACGCGAGGAACGACGUCGCAGGAAGGCAGAAAAGCAGAAAGGAAGGAAAGCAAGCGGGAAUGUUUCUCCUUCUUCGGAUGAAAAUGAGGAAGACGCUGAUCAGAAGAAACUUGAAAUUGAGUUGAGGGAAAAAGCUCUUGAAUCUCUCAGAGCUAAAAAGGGCAGCAUUGCUGAACGAAAUUCAAGGAUAUUCAUCGUGCUGACUUCCCUUCUGCUAAGUUUGCCGACUUAUGACAUUUGUUUGAUUUGGGCUCUUGGGGAUCAAACCUCCACAAGUUGAAAAUGAGUUGUAGGAGGUGGAGUCAAUUUGAGAGGAGGAUGUUUGUGGUUGAUUAGAGGUUGAGAUAGGGGAAUGGUGAUUAGGUGGAGCCGAUUUUGGAUAGUUUUAUGAUAUGGUCUAGGUGACUGAUUAAUUGAUGACCGGACGCCUUGGCACUCUUCAUCCAUUGUCUCCAUCCGACUGCGAGUCUACAAAUAGAGGAAACAAUUCAAAAGUUUUUAUCGGAAGGAACCAUCGUUGAAGUGGGGGAAGAUGUUUGAGUAGAACAUCAAUCGGGGGAGGACCUUGAAAAACCAAUUGAAAUUUUCAACUUUUUUCUCAAAUAACAGGGCACCUGUUACUCCUAUAGAAUGACAAGUUUCACAUUGAGAAAUCUUGUUUUGAUGAAAAUGGGCUCUCUACCUUGCGAGGAUAGGGGAAAAGUUUCCUAUUUUGUUGUGGGAUUCAAAUACAUGAUAAUAUGUGAAUGGGUACCCUUGUAGUGACAUAAGUUAAUUUAGGUAUUCGCUCCCAAUUUUGAUCACAUAUGUUUAAUGCACUCCUUAAAUUGUGAGGAUUCAUUUGAUGAAAUUGGAGAAGAAUCAUACUCAAUCUAUAUUUUUUUUUUUCAUUACAUAAAGCCAAGUUCUAAAAUAAUUGUUAAUAAAAGACAUUAUCAAUGCUUUAAUGGUAUCAAGAGAC